Molecule: messenger RNA, 363 nt
Organism: Paramecium pentaurelia
Lineage: Eukaryota; Ciliophora; Oligohymenophorea; Peniculida; Parameciidae
Source: the annotation of a GenBank genome assembly
AUGUAAUGUUUGUAGUGUUAAUAUAUUAUUAUAAUUGAAGAAUUUGAAUUACAUCAUAAAUUUCAAAUUUGGCACAACUUGUUUGUUAAUGUAAAAUCGGAUCAAAUAUUUAUAUAAAUUAAAUCUUUUGACUAAAAAGAUGUAUAUGAAUAUUCUAAUUAACAUAUUGUCAAAUAAUUCACAAAUGUAAAUUUAUAGGUAUUAUAUGGAAAUUUAAAGAAAUCUAUUGAGAAAUUAUUUAGAUAUUUUAACUAUAAAUAAUGUUAUAUUAUAAUUGUUAAUAGAAAUCAGAACAGCAAAAUUGCCAUUAUUAUUGUUAAGAUUAUGAUGGCCCAUCAAAUUUCGAUUUUUUAUCUACACUGA